Messenger RNA from Moneuplotes crassus, 858 nucleotides. The record is from the annotation of a GenBank genome assembly. Lineage: Eukaryota; Ciliophora; Spirotrichea; Euplotida; Euplotidae.
CAAUGAACAUGAACAAGACCACUCCCAGCCCCGACCAAGACCAUCAAACCCCUGAAGAACAAAAAGACUUUCAGAAUAUUGAGAAGAACGGAAAAUGUACAGAGCAUCUUAAUGGAGAUUGCCGCCUUGAAGGUGAAUGGAAAUAAAAAUGAGUUACAUGGCAAGGUCACCUUCUUUUAUCCUGAUGGCAGCAGGAUUGAAGGGAUAGCUGAGGAAGGUGAUUUCAUCUCAGGCGCUUAUUAUGACCAUAAGGGUAAAAAGAUCAAGAAGCUUAAGGUAGACUUUGUGAAGAGAGAAGAAAUGCCUGAUUUCAAACAUGAUAAAGAUCCUUAUGAGAAGAGAUUUCUGAAAGUCAAAGAAGUUGAGGGAAAGGGACAGGGUCUUUUUGCUAAGAGGUUAAUCAAGCAGGGACAGCUAUGUUCACUUUAUUCUGGAACAUUAAUCCCUCAUUAUAAAGUUGACAGGAGGAGAUGGGAGUUCAACAGUAAUACAAUCGAAGCAGACCCGAAUUUUUCGAUAGAUGUACCUUCUCCAUAUCAUAAUCUUGAAGAGUACUCUGCCUCUUUGGGACACAAAGCUAAUCAUAGUUUUGAACCAAAUUCUAAGUAUGUGUUUUUGUUCCAUCCUAAGUUUGGGGACAUAAUGUCUGUGGUCGCCACCAAAGACAUCGAACCAGGGGAAGAAAUUACUGUAAAUUAUGGCUAUUCAAAACACGCUAGGGGUCCUAAAUGGUACAGGGAAGCUAGAAAAGCUUAUAGAAAAGAGCAAAAACAAAUAGAAAUAGCUGAAAGAAAGAGACAGAGAGAAGUCAGUAAGCCCAAAGCCAAAAUAACAAGCAAGAGAAGAAAAUUAGAAUAG